GAGUACUCAUUUUCCCCCAAAUUCAACCGAAACCCUAAUUCCUCUCUGCUGCAGCAAAAAUGUUCGAAUUCAACCCAAUGCCGUCCCCUUCCUGCUCGAUUCAUCCACUAAUCUCUCUAAUUUUCAUUUCCACGCUGCUAUCAGCUGUCCAGCUCUCUCUCUCCACCCCCCACAAGCCACAUCUCGGCUCGAAUCUCAUCCUCAUCGGCGACGCCAAGCUCACUAACAACAGCUCCUUCAUCCGCCUCACCGACCCCUCAAUUUCCUCUCCCAGCGCCGGCUUGAUCGUCCAGAAAAGGCCCAUCAGGCUCUCGACCCCGGCCUCGAAGUCGAAACGCCCCGUUUCGUUCUCCACUGAUUUCACAUUCUCAAUCUCGCCUCACAAUGGCGACGGAUUGGCCUUCCUGAUCGCGCCCCGAGCCUUCCAGUCCACGUUUUCCGGAGAAAGUUUCGGUCUUUCGAAGGAAAAUCGGUUUCUUGGGGUCGAAUUCGACACAUCGGUCGAUGAAAAUGUGGGGGAUUUGAACGCGAACCACGUCGGUCUUGACAUCGGGAGCCUCGCUUCGGUGAGGACGAGCAAUGUGUCGUCGAUUGGCUUGGAUUUGAGGAGUGGAGUGAAGCUGCAUUCUUGGAUUGAUUACGAUUCGAGCUCGAAGAGGAUUGAGGUUAGGUUGAGCAAAUUUGGGGUUGCUAGGCCUUACAGUCCUCUGUUGGUUUAUAAGGUUGAUUUGGGUGAAAUGUGGAGAAGUGAAGAGGUUGUUGUUGGAUUGAGUUCUUCGACUGGAAACUCAAUGCAGACUAGCAGUGUCUACACAUGGAAUUUCCGGACUAGGGAGGUUCCGCAGUGGAUGCAUUCGCAGCCGUUGAAUCCGAGGGCGUUUUCGAGGGAGAAGCUGGCGCAGAAGAGGAAGAUUUGUGCUCUUGGUUUCAUUUCUGGAUUGGUUUUCUUGACAGGGUGUGGGGCUUUGCUGGCAUUGGUUGUGAUGUUCCUGUGGGCGUUGUUCGAGAAUGGCUCGGAGACUGUGCUGACCAUCCCGGGGAAAUGCACUGUGCAUUCGGGGGAUUUCAGGUAUGAAAAGAUCAAUGUUGUUGUUGGAGAUAGCACACCUGAUGCUAAGAAGUAGAGUUUGUUAUUUGCUUGUUUUAUUUUAUGCUUUGUAAUGGUAGUAUAUAAUGUGAUGGAUUAUGUAGUUUCUGGCUGUGUUGAACCAUGGAAUGGAGCAGUUUUAGUUUGUGCA
Messenger RNA from Salvia hispanica, 1238 nucleotides. Its product is annotated as L-type lectin-domain containing receptor kinase VIII.1-like. The record is from RefSeq and is a predicted model, not a curated record. Gene Ontology annotation, molecular function: carbohydrate binding. NCBI's taxonomy places the organism in Eukaryota, Viridiplantae, Streptophyta, Magnoliopsida, Lamiales, Lamiaceae.